This is a messenger RNA of Prosopis cineraria, 1964 nucleotides long. RefSeq names its product putative receptor-like protein kinase At3g47110. Bases 181 to 783 code for a protein of 200 amino acids. NCBI's taxonomy places the organism in Eukaryota, Viridiplantae, Streptophyta, Magnoliopsida, Fabales, Fabaceae. The record is from RefSeq and is a predicted model, not a curated record. The transcript is spliced from 2 exons.
GAAUGACAUUUGCCAAGGCAUCUGCCUCGCAAGCUUCAUGAUCUUUGUUUGGAUGGCUCAAGUUCUUGGCGGGUCCGCGGGCGUUCAUUAUUUUAUGUCCACCUUUACGCUCUGAUUCUUAUAAAAACCACUUAGAAGUUUCAAUCAGACCAUUUGAAACGACCGUACUUCACUCUGAGAAUGGCGAAACAUCCCAAGACUUGCCACUUUCCUCUCUAUCCCUCCCUAGCCAUAGCUUCAUGUUCUGUAGCUUCACAAACCCUCGGAAUAACACUUGAAUCUGAUGCUUGUGCUCUUCAUGAGAUAAAACGUCUCAUCGAUCCCAAUUUGAUCUCCUUAUCUUCGUAUAUGAUGAGAAGUUGGCACUUAUCGGUGGAUUCGUGUGAAAGCAUUGGCUCAAAAUUUCUGGGAAUUCUGUGUAGUUUGCCCCUAGACAAAUCCUCUAGCGGAAUAACAGCCAUUGAUCUCGAUGCGGUUGGAUAUGAUGGGUUCAUAUCCCCAACUGUUGGGAACCUAUCAGAGCUGACCGUUCUAAAUCUGGGGAAAAACUACUUCAGAGGGCCAGUACCAAAUACCCUAGAAAGCCCGAAAAGGCUUACAAGGCUUGACGUGUCAACCAACUUGCUCACUGAUCUCAUUCCGGCACAAAUUUGGAACACCAAGGCCCUGUUUGGCAUCAAUCUCAACGGACCAAAUGCCACAAGUAGUCUGACGACUUGGAAGCUAUGGAGUAGACUUGGGUUCGAAGAUGAACUCCCACUGACGCUAAUGUCACUGACCUAAGUUCGAAGAUGAAGACAAGGAAAUGGAGUUCAAGAAGGCUUGAAGAUUUGACCAAGAGGGUGGUCGAACCAGAGAAAGAAGAAAACGGAGGCACGGUAGGAACGGCAGAGGGAAUGGCACAGCAAGAAGGCAUGACUGAUAAAUAACCAAUAAGGUUGGAGGGCAUUUUCAUCUUGAAAAAAUAAAUUACAGAAUUGAUUUUGCAAUGCAACAGAGGAGGUGGGUAUUGGAUAAUUCCAUGAAGGAUGGAAUUGGUGAUUGGUACUGGCAUUGGAUUGUGUAUUAUUUCAUACCAAACAAAAAAAAAAAAGUGAGAUUAUUGAGUCUUAGUCCCACCAUCUCAUUCUUUUGUACCAAACAAGGCCCAAGAGUCUUGAUCAUCUAGACCUUGUCGGGAAUAAGCUCUUGGGGGGUAAUCCCUGCCAGAAUUUCUGGAUUACGAAGCUUGACCUAUUUGAGCUUGUCAAACAAUGGAUUUGCAGGCACAAUCCCUGACCUCACGAGGCUUUGGUGGCUCAACACAGCAGAUCUCCAUAACCAGUUCUUUGGAAAUUUCCCACGUCUUCCAAUGAGUUUAGGAACAUUUCGUCUCAGCCACAAUAUACUCUCUGGCCAUAUCACUCCCCUCACGAGGAUCAAACCCCUCAGAUGGAUAGAUUUGAGUGACAACAAGCUCUCAGGUUCCAUGUCAAUGGAUGUUCUUUCCUUGCCCAGGCUAGUUUAUCUCGAUAUCUCUUUCAAUCGCCUUACGACAUUAGAGGUCGCAAAUUAUGCUUCGAGUGCUUGAUGCCAAAGGGAACCAUAUCCAUGGAUAUUUACCAGUAAACUUGGCCACAUUUCAAAAUCUAACAUCAAUUAAUUUAGCAAGGAAUCAAUUCUCCAGCUCCAUUCCCAGGGAAUACGCAGAUAAAGUGCAGUCUGUACUUAGAUAACAACUUUCUUAUCGGUAAUCUUCCGAUGGAGUUCGAUCGGACAAGGAUCAGAGGCAGUCUUGCAAGCAAUUGCCUUAAUUGUCCAAAGAAUGUUCUUCUUUGUCGUGGAGGGCAAAGACCAGAUACAGAGUGCGUCGGGCAAAACAAUUACCAGGUUUAGGCGACUUCCAAUGAUAAAAUCCAACUUUAUGGUGAAUAUUGCAAUGGUUAUCUUUUAUAAAAGAUUUUCAUGUUGAAAAAUGUUUCAGA